Emiliania huxleyi CCMP1516 is the source of this 1182-nucleotide messenger RNA. RefSeq lists its product as hypothetical. The record is from RefSeq and is a predicted model, not a curated record. Bases 1 to 1182 code for a protein of 393 amino acids. Lineage: Eukaryota; Haptophyta; Isochrysidales; Noelaerhabdaceae. The transcript has 8 exons.
AUGAUCGGCCUCGUUGCAGUCGUGCUCGUCUUCUUCUUAAUCGGCGCCGUCGUCGCCGCCCGCCGCGUCGCCAAGGUUCCCACGAUCCGUCUCGUCUCGACCAAGCAGCCCCCCGAGCUGAGCAUCGUCGACCGGUCAAGACACCGUCGGGGUCAUCAAGGGCGAGCUGCAGCUGCUGCUGCCGGGCCUCAAGAUCUUUCUAGACGCGCGCACACAGUGGAUGAUCUCAAGGAUAUUGGGGCGCUGGAGGAGUACAUCCAGCGCACGCAAAUGAUCCUCUUCUUCCUCUCGUGUGGCUACUUCCGCUCUCAGGCGCGCUCUCGCCGCCCUAACUGUCUCCGCGAGAUCCGCUCGUCGCUCGAGCAGACCAAGCCGAUCGUCCUCGUCCAAGAGGCGGACCCUGCCAAGGGCGGGGGGACGCUGCAGGCGCUGCGCGGCGAAUGCCCCGAGGACCUGCGGCCGGCCAUCUUUGAACAGGGCUUGACGCACACCAUCUGGAUGCGAAUCAAAGAGUUUCAACGCGUCUCCCUCAAGACCAUCGUCGAGGCGCAGCGGGCUGUGCUCCUCUGCUCGCCCAACUAUCUGAACCAGACCUCCCUCCCGCUCUUCGUGCCGGGCGAGCCCGAGAGGCAGUCGCUCGCCUUUGCCAAACAGACCCUCCUCUGGGCCUCGCCGGCCAACGCGGGCGCACAGGUCUUGGCCGACGAGAUCGCCACCGCCUUUGCCGGUCUCACCGUCUCCACCGCCGAGGCGCCUGGGCCAGCGACCCACAUGCUGCUCUACCUCAACGAGGACAGCUUCGUCAGCGACGCGCGGCUGGCCGAGCAGGUCAAGCAGGCGCGCGAGGACAAGCUGCCGAUCGUCAUGGCGCACGAGAACGACCCGGACCGCGGUGGCUGCCAGUUCUCGAGGUUUUUCGAAGUCACGCCGCAGGAGCGGGCCGGGGAGCUCAUCGCCGACGGACUCUACAAGAGCCUGGCACGCUCGUGCUUCCCGGGGCGCCACCACCCGGCGCGCGCUUUGUGUCGCUUGCGCUUCUGGCAAAGGACCUCGGCGCGACUCCCGCUCGGUCGGGCAGCCAUCGCCGAGCACGGCAGCCGGCUCGUCCUCAAGAUCAGCCGCCGCAGCUCUGCGACGGCAACCACCGUGGGCGACGGCUCUGGAGGCGGGGCGGUGCCCUGA